CAGAGGUGAGGAACAAGACUCCAAGAGCACAGCCAUGGUCUUCAAUCUGUCCCUUGUGCUUCUGGCGCUGUGUGCUCUGACUGAGACUCAGGCACAGCUGAAGGUGUUUAGCCUGCGUGCCAGCGGUCUCCCCUCUGACAUUUUGGGGACCACAGAUGGCUAUGUUAAAGUGUUUUGUAGCUCUGUCACUUUGGGUACAACAGCAGUCCGUAAGAACAAUGCUAAUCCUUGGUGGGGGGAGCAGUUCUCCAACUUCAAAGCCCAGGAAAAUGAUGUGUUGAGGCUUGAGGUUUAUGACAGCGAUAUUAUCUUUGAUGACCUGCUGGGAGUGUGUCAAAGACAAGUGCGCCCUGGAACCCAUCAGCACGACUGCUUCCUGAAGAAAGGUGGAACCAUGCAUUAUACCUACACCCUCGGCGACAACCAUCCAUAAACAUCUGAAACAACUGAUAUUUCCGUUUUGCAAAUUACGAGCCAUUUCUGAAUCCUUUGGAAAAGAGUUAUGCUCAUCUCUUUCUUUUAACACGACACAUUGUUAUAUGUCAGUCAGUCUGUCUGCAACAAGUCCACAUCAAUGUUCACCAACACAUCUACAAUUAUUUUUUUCCAUUCCCAAUGUCAAAACGAAAUAAAAUCAGUUGCAACAAUC
Molecule: messenger RNA, 649 nt
Organism: Entelurus aequoreus (snake pipefish)
Lineage: Eukaryota; Metazoa; Chordata; Actinopteri; Syngnathiformes; Syngnathidae
Product: perforin-1-like
Exons: 2
Coding region: 35-433 (132 amino acids)
Source: RefSeq, a predicted model, not a curated record